This is a messenger RNA of Schizophyllum commune H4-8, 4443 nucleotides long. RefSeq lists its product as uncharacterized. Gene Ontology annotation, molecular function: ubiquitin protein ligase activity; ATP-dependent chromatin remodeler activity; ATP binding. Bases 1 to 4443 code for a protein of 1480 amino acids. Gene Ontology annotation, biological process: protein polyubiquitination; DNA damage response. The record is from RefSeq and is a predicted model, not a curated record. Gene Ontology annotation, cellular component: nucleus. NCBI's taxonomy places the organism in Eukaryota, Fungi, Basidiomycota, Agaricomycetes, Agaricales, Schizophyllaceae. The transcript has 21 exons.
AUGCUCUAUCGCUUCGCGCGUGCUCAGUUCAGCGCGGAGAUGAACCUCGUCGCACUACCUCCAUCCGCACUUGGCGAUGACGAGCUUCCGUUCCAACUCCAACUCACCCUCUCCGUCGCCCUCACCCCCGGGGAGACGCAGCCCGCAAAGUACUGCCGGCGGCCGACCAAGCUGCAGUCAUCCCUCCUAGACGAUUCACAGACGCGGCUGAUGACAUAUGUCUUCCCGCCUACCGGCGCCGUCGACAUCCCCCCUAUCUACCCCGACAUCGCAGUCCCGAGUGGCGCCAUCGACAUCCCCUUCUUCUAUUCCGCCCUGCGCCCCGCGCCAGUUCCGAGCCCACUUUCACUGCAAGAUUUCUGCCAACCGAAGGACCUGAAGGCAAAGCUCCUCCCCUUCCAGCGCCGCAGCGUGCUCUUCCUCCUCGGGCACGAGGGGCUGGGGUUUUCGCAGGGCGGUAAACUUGUCCAACGACCCGUGAGCAGGUUCAGCUUUUGGGACAAGGUCGCGUCGGGAGGAAGGGAGUUCUGGUUCAAUCGGCUCUCUUGUGCCUUAUCCCUAGACUCUUCUGCCGUAUCCCUGCACGAGCCAGAAGAAACCGAGCCUGCGCUAGGCGCCAUCCUCGCCGAGGAGCCCGGUCUAGGAAAGACGGUGGAGAUGAUCGCGCUCAUCCUGCUUACGAAGCCGCUCGAUAUUAAGCGGAAUCCGAGCCAGACAAGGUGGGACCCGGAGGCGAAGGUGGAUGUGAGGACAGUGAAGACCACCCUCAUCGUCACUCCACCCACGCUCGCCUCCCAAUGGUGCGAGGAGCUCGCGAAGCACGCGCCGUCGCUUAGGGUCCUCGUCUACGACGGCUGGAACACGGUCCCCGUGCCCAUCUUCCACACGCAGUCCGAGCACGAGCGCGUGCGCAAGCUGAUGGGGAAGGCGAAGAGGGCGAGGGAGAAGGCGGUGGCGGGGACGAAGACCGCGAAGGACAAGGUGGCCACGAAGGACAAGGUGGCCACGAAGGACAAGGCGGCCACGAAGGACAAGGCGACCACAAAGGACAAGGCGACCACAAAGGACAACGCGACCACUACAGGCAAGAAGUCCAAGAAAGCCUCCAAAACCCCAGCGCCGCCUGCCGAGGAGGAGUUCCCGCAGGACUUCCCCGCCUGGGUCAACUCGUACGACGUCGUGAUCACCACGUACCGCGUGCUCGCGGCCGACCUCGCGGUCGCGCUGCCUGCGCGCGAGCGGCCGCGGCGGCAGGACGUGGUGUACGCGAAUGUGGAGCGGCCGAGGAGCCCGCUGGUGAUCUGCGAGUGGAACCGGGUGGUGAUGGACGAGGUGCAGAUGGUGGGGGGUGGGAAGACUGAGGACAUGGUCUCGCUGAUCCCGAGGAGGGCAUCGUAUGCGGUGUCCGGGACGCCGGCGCGCCAGCAAGUGUCGGACCUCAUUCAUGUUCUGCGCUUCCUGCGCGUCGACGACGUGGUCGGCUCCAGCAGACUCUGGAACCGCCUCAUCCAGCCGGCGUACGCUGCUCACUUCGCCGCGUUCAUCCAGGGAUAUGCGGUUCGCACGACGAAGGCCUCCGUCAAAGACGAGCUCACGAUCCCGCAACAAACGCGGUAUGUGGUGCCUGUUGAGAUGGGUCGGGUCGAGCGCCAUGUAUACGACGAGACGCUAGAGGGUAUCCUCUAUACUUUGGGUCUGGACGCCCGGGGAGUCGCUGCGUCGGCGGGAUGGGAGUUGGAUACCGCGGUCUUGCGCGCGGGUAUCCGACGGCUGCGCGCGGUCUGCACGCAUCCGCAAGUCGGCCAGCUGCAGCGCCAGCAGGGCGAGAAGACGGUGAAGGCGCCGCUGAAAACCAUGGAGCAGGUGCUUGAGUCCAUGCGCGACCAAAACUGGAAGAGUACGAUGGACGACCGCAAGUCGAAGGUCCUGCUCCUCGUCCGCCAAGCCCAGCUGGUUCAGCAGCAGGACGGCGACCCGAAGCGCGAGCGCAAGUCAUUGGCUCUUCUCGAGACCGCCUUGCAAGCCGCGGGCGCCCUUCAGACCCACAUCGUCGCCGCAUUGGACGAGCACCGCGAGAAGGGCGAGGCGCUGAGGCGGGCCCACGCAGAAGCUCACCCUGAAGAGGCCGAGGCCGAAGCAGGUCCCUCGACUGGCAAGGGUAAAGGACGCGCGGGCUCGCCGAAUAGCGAGGUCUCGGAAGACGUGGACGAGGUCGGCAUCCCCAAGACACCGGAGGGUGACGCGUAUAAGAACAAGCUGCGCUCGCUGAAGGCCCGAUUACGCGAGUGUCGGAUUGUGCUGCACAAGGUCCACUUCCUGCUCGGUGACAUCCACCAUGUCCUGAACAACAGCGACGCCGAGACGGAGGCGUAUGAGAAGGCUGACGAGCUGAGGAGCACCCUUCUUAAAAGCACAGAGGCGGAGGCGCAAAAGGCCAUCGAGCUCUUCAAGGCGAACGAGGAGGUUUCCGAGAUCAACGACGACGAUCCUCCUUUCAUCGACAGCCCUUACCUGCCAGACCCGGGCGAAGCCGUCAAGUCGCGCGAGUUGAUGAGGGAGGCCAACAGCGUGGUCGCCAAAGUACUCAACGCACAGACCGAGCUCCUGUGGACGUGGAGGGGCCGCAUCAAGGAGCUGUUGACGAAGAACUUCCGCGCGCAGGAUGAUGCUGACGGUGGCGAGUAUCAGCGCUCGCUUGAUGAUCAGGGCGAGAUAGAGACCUACCUUCAAGCCUACGUCCAACUCCUGGCCGACAAGCGCGAAGCGAUGACCAAUGAACGUACUUUGUUGGCCGCUCACGAUGCGCGGGAGAGGCAGUUCCGCCAGACGAAAGCUGCUCGUGAAGCCGCUGCCGCCGCCGCCGAGAACGAGCCAGAAGCUCCAAGAAGGAGGUACAUCGACUACGUCGAUGGGCCUGGCAGUGAUAUCGAGGAGGUUGAUAACACCGAUGUAAUCGACUUGCAGCCGGAGCAUGAGGUGCUGCAGAAGACCUUGCUGGAAGAGCGCAAGGAGCUGGUGAAGGAUAUGGGGGAGCGUUCGAUUAAGAGUAUCAUGAACGAUAUUCAGGCCAAAGGUGCCAAAGCCAGGCCGAAGAGCACGGAAAAGACAGCCUGUAGGGACGCUGUCCAGGCCCUCAAGACCCUGAUCAAGGAGCAAAACGAACUCGCACGAGUCCUCGAGGUCGACCUCCGUCACAUGCGACGAGCGUUCAACCAGCGCGUCAUGUACUUCCGCCAACUGCAGGAGAUAUCCGACAGCGUCGCCUCCGUCGAGUGGGAGGGCAUGCUAGACGACGCGGUCGCGGCCACCGAGAGCGAGCUCGGGAAGCUGGAGGGCCGCAUCAACACCAAUGUCGCGCGCCAGCGGUACUUGGAGAAUCUGGGUAAGGCCGGUGACAAUGAUGAUGAGGACGAAGAGGAAGAUGUGUGCAUCUUGUGCCGCUGCGAGUUCGUCCGCGGAUUUAUUACGCCGUGUGCGCACAUCUACUGCGAGGGCUGCAUGAAAAUGUGGACCGCGAGGCCCGAGGGCAAGACGUGUCCUGUGUGUCGGGUUCCUAUCAACCCCAAGUCUCUGCAACGCUUUACCGUGAACGAGAAGAAGGGCCCCGCACCACCUCAGCCAAGCAAAGACAACCAGCUUGCGCCUCAGACGCGUCGCAAGAUCGACUACAAUACGAUCGAUCCCGAGCUAUACAAGGAUAUACAGGCCAUAGAGUGCGAAGGGGACUACGGCCACAAGAUCCAAACACUCAUCCGCCAUCUGUUGUACAUUCAGUUGGGAGAGGAAGGGGCCAAGAGCAUCGUCUUCUCUGCCUGGGCGGACUCCUUGUACAUCCUGCAGAACGCGAUGAAGGAGAAUGAUAUCCCGUGCCUUCGUAUCGACCAGGCGGACGCGGCGAACAAGUUCAGGACGGACCCUAAUAUACAAGUGCUCCUCCUUCACGGAGAGCGCGAGAACGCCGGACUGAACGUGACCUGCGCUUCGCGCGUCUUCCUUUUGGAAAGCGUUGUGCACCAUGGCUUUGAGAUCCAAGCCAUCGCCCGUAUCGACCGUAUGGGUCAGCAGCGUCCCACAGAGGUAUUCUGCUAUUAUGCAGAAGAUACCGUCGAGAAGAACAUCCUCGACCUGGCCGCCAAGAAGGGUCUAUCCCUAUACACGAAGGAUAACGCCGUUGGCACCGUGAACGUAUCCUUCGCUGGGAACGACGAAGCUUCGGGGUCUCCAAAAAAGAAGAAGACAACGAAGGCGAGCGCGAAGCAGCAGAAGGGAGAUUAUAUCAUGAAGACGGACGACAUGUUGGAGAUCCUCUUCCCCCAUAUGUACGAGGAUCUUGAGUAUCUACUACCGGAGGACGCGAUGCAUGAUGUUGAGAACCAUGGAGGAAGCGGUGGAUCUGGGCAGCAUGCGAAUGCAAUUGCGGGUCCCUCGCGGGUGCGCACCUAG